This is a messenger RNA of Bactrocera dorsalis (oriental fruit fly), 1127 nucleotides long. RefSeq names its product heat shock protein 75 kDa, mitochondrial (gene Trap1). The coding region runs from base 138 to 1127 and encodes 329 amino acids. Gene Ontology annotation, cellular component: mitochondrial inner membrane. The transcript is spliced from 5 exons. Gene Ontology annotation, molecular function: ATP-dependent protein folding chaperone; ATP binding; ATP hydrolysis activity. Gene Ontology annotation, biological process: protein folding. The record is from RefSeq and is a predicted model, not a curated record. NCBI's taxonomy places the organism in Eukaryota, Metazoa, Arthropoda, Insecta, Diptera, Tephritidae.
AUUUCGUAAAAUUACAACACAGGGUGUUGUUAAACAACAAAAUUCACAUGGGGAUUCAAUGAAAAUUCUGCAUGAAUUUACAAUUUAGUGAAAAAAUUUAACAAAAAAAUUGUGUUAUAGUGAAAAUUAAAUAAAAAAUGUCAUUUACUUCACGUCUCUGUCGUGUUAUAAAUUCCUCUACACACGUGCAACGUUAUGCAACGCGCAACAUCAUUGGCAGCACGCAGGCGGCAUGGUCUUUGCGCUGGAACAAAAAUCUGGGAAGAAAUAUCCCUCAAUUUGCUCGUUGCAUGAGUACGGAGUCAACAGCAUCCGCGAAUGUUGAAGACAAGGGACGUUUCCACACUAUUAUCAGGCAAACUGAAAAGCCGGUCGGCGAGGCUGAUAAGCAUGAAUUUCAAGCUGAGACGCGUAUGCUGCUGGACAUUGUCGCGCGUUCAUUAUAUUCCGAAAAUGAAGUAUUUGUGCGGGAAUUAAUUUCGAACGCUAGUGAUGCAUUGGAGAAAUUCCGUUACACUGUCCAUACCGCUGGUGAAAAUGAGAAGAACUUUGAAGGCGCAGAUCGGCCAUUAGAAAUACACAUUGCUACUGAUAAACAGUCAAUGCAAUUAACAAUACAGGACACAGGUAUUGGCAUGACUCGCGAAGAGCUUGUCAAUAAUCUCGGUAUGAUUGCACGCAGCGGUUCAAAACAAUUCUUGGAACAGAUAAAGGAAGCAGGUGGUGGUGUCGAAAACUCCUCGAAUAUUAUUGGGCAAUUCGGAGUUGGAUUUUAUUCUGCCUUUAUGGUAGCUGAUAAAGUGGAAGUGUUUACAAAGUCCUCGAAAGUGGAUUCACAAGGAUUACGCUGGUCGUCUGAUGGAUCUGGGUCAUAUGAAAUUCAGGAAGCUGAUGGUGUAGCGCAUGGCACUAAAAUUGUUAUACAUUUAAAAACAGAAUGUAGAGAAUAUGCAGAUGAGGAUCGCAUUAGAGCGGUGAUCAAGAAAUAUAGUAACUUUGUUGGUUCACCCUUGCGUGUGAUCGCCUUAAAAUCGCUUAAUUCAUUUCAAGCCAAUCGCGCGCCACCGUACAAGUUGCCGAGAAGUUCGCGCUUUAUCAGCGCCUGCUGGUGCUGGACAUUGAUUUAA